Entamoeba invadens IP1 is the source of this 1092-nucleotide messenger RNA. RefSeq lists its product as hypothetical. The record is from RefSeq and is a predicted model, not a curated record. The transcript has 2 exons. Lineage: Eukaryota; Evosea; Mastigamoebida; Endamoebidae. Bases 1 to 1092 code for a protein of 363 amino acids.
AUGGCGAAAUUGGAAGUCGUCUAUCUGAUGAACGUAGUGAAGUAUUUCGACAAGAUGGAUACGUUGCGAUUAUUUAUCAAAGUGAGCAAAGGAUGCAAAGACGCAGUCAUGCGGACUAAGAUCAACCCCGAGUAUGGGAUGACAACACUUUCAGUCGCGAUAUCAAAUUCGCGCACUAAAAACGCCAAGGCUGAACUGAAAGUUUUCGAAGGAAUCGAGACGUUUUAUGCAAGUUAUAUGACUAUCGAGGCUCUUGGUGCAGAGGUUCUGCAAAACAUUCCGCUGGUCUAUGUCCACAAAUUUGUGAUGCAAAACAGUGAAGAGGAUUACCGUGUGAUUAGUGAAAUAGUCGAGAAGAUCAGCCGUAUAGGCAUAGACACGUCAUACUAUUUUGACCCAGGAUUCGACAAGAUGAUUAAUUUGCGUGAGAUCUCAAUUCGGAUUGGGCAGAAUUAUAAGGCGGAUAUACUCUCGAGUUUAUUUAGUGCACUUCCCAAAUUGAAUUAUCUUCACAAAGUUGUCAUUCAAUGUGACUCAAAUUGCCUCAAGGAUGCAAUGAAUAGAGUUAAAGCACUUCAUGAAAAGACACAAGUCAUAUUCAUCAUCGAUUGGCUCCAUCAAGACGACGUUGAAGCGGUGAACGAAGUGGUUUGUGGCAGUUAUGGCACUGUUGGUAUUGUGAUGAUCAACUUCGACAAUUUCCAUGACUUCUUUGUGAAGAAAAACGUUGUUUUGAUUCCGUUCUGCCCUUACAAUUUCCAGGUCUCCUCGAAAAUGGUCUCAGACCCACGCUUCAAUGAGUUACUUCGAAUGUAUUUGCCGAUUCGUAUUGAGAUUCAGGGUGGUAUCAGACCGAGUGUGCCAUCUCCUGAAAGUAAAGUAGUUGAUUUGAGUGGAUGCAACUUUUUGUACGAACUCUUUUUGAACGAAGCAAGGUUUAACACACGAAUCACACUGAAGCUUCCAAAGUGCCUUUCGAGGAUGUUCAUCAACAACAUGGAGAGUAUUGAGUGUCUCGACGGUGUCGCGGAGACCAACCUCCCUCAAAGCAUCAAGGACCGUUUUGCUGAAAACAUUUUAAGACAAAACUGA